Molecule: messenger RNA, 780 nt
Organism: Leptopilina boulardi
Lineage: Eukaryota; Metazoa; Arthropoda; Insecta; Hymenoptera; Figitidae
Product: transcription factor Adf-1-like
Exons: 4
Coding region: 19-657 (212 amino acids)
Biological process (GO): regulation of transcription by RNA polymerase II
Cellular component (GO): nucleus; transcription regulator complex
Source: RefSeq, a predicted model, not a curated record
UUAAAAUUUUUUAACGACAUGGAUGACAUUAACCUUUUUUUAAUUAAAUUGAUUAAAAAAGAACCUGUCAUUUUUGACAAAUCGUCGAAUUAUUAUAAAGAUGUCACAAGGAAGAGAGAAGCUUGGGAGAGGAUAGUGAAGCAGUUCAAUGACAAUACUGGGUGCAAUGUUGCAGUGAAGCAAGCACAAGGAAGGUGGCGAAUUUUGAAGGAAAAUUAUUCAAAAGAAAGAGCUGCGUUCAAGCAGCAUACUCCAUCAGGAUCCGCUGCACAACGCGAACCAGAAUGGAUAUAUUUAAAUGAUAUGUCCUUUAUGGAGCCUAUAGCUGAGCACAUGUUCACUGUCGAAUCCUUUGGCGGAGCGUACUCUGCAGUAGAGGAAGAACGAGAAGAAGAAGAAGAAGAAGAAGAGAUGGAAGAAGAAGAAGACGAAACAGAGAACGAAGAUAUUUUCUCCAACUUCCCCCUGCCUGAAACAUGUGUUCCUUCUGCUCAAGAUUUUUCUGCAGCCAGCAGUGAAUUUUCGCGGGAAAGAAUACGAAGAGAGAAAGCAAUUGUUAUACUGGACAGUUGGUCGCGUGUCCCGGAAAGAAACAGGUUUGCCUGCUACCAAGAUUUGACAUCGUUAAUAAAGAAAAGCAAUAACGAAGAUAAAUAAAAUGUAGUUAUUUUAUGUAUAAUUUUUUUAAAAAUAUAUGUAAAGCAGUUUGUCACAUCUGUAACAUUUUGAUUCUGAAACAAUAUUGUUCAAGUAUCUAUUGCUAGUAUUCAUUUUCCUUGG